Linum trigynum is the source of this 2574-nucleotide messenger RNA. Lineage: Eukaryota; Viridiplantae; Streptophyta; Magnoliopsida; Malpighiales; Linaceae. The record is from the annotation of a GenBank genome assembly.
GCGAAAACAAAGAUGCAGAGUACUACAAAUUUCGACGCUGCAAGCCCAGUGGCGGAAAUGGCGGCCGAGGAGACGGCCACAACGGAGGACACAGCCACGGCGGCGGCGCCGUCUAUAGAAGCAACCACUUCCCAUCCUCCACCUUCGGCGGAGGCCGUGGCUGAGGCUGCCGCUGCGCUGCAGGCGGCGUUCGACGGCCAAACGACGUCGUCGCAGCCGCCAAGGGAGAAGCGAAAGAGUAGUAGUAGAGAGAUAACCAACGUGCCGUCGAGGGAUCCCACGUGCUACGAGUGCGGGAAAAGGUUCGCCACGUGGAAGGCGGUUUUCGGGCACUUGAGGAUCCACACGGACAGGCCUUUCCGGGGUGCGUUUCCUCCGCCGGUGGGUGCUGACUGGACGCCGCCGUCGUCGUCGUCGGCGUCGGCUGCCGACAGGCAGCAGUGUUGGCGACAGGAGCCGAGGCUAGGGUUUGGCGUCGACCUUAACGUUCCUUUCAUGCCGAUGAUCAAUGAUGGUGAUGAGGUUCAUGAGGUGGAUACUAUGGCCACGAAACGGCGUCGGAUAAUCGAUUUGAACAGACGCGCGACUGACGAGGAGGCGGCGACGAGUAAGGAGGACGAGGAGGAGACCAAAGACGAGGAAGAGAAAGAUGAUGAAGCAGAGAGAGACCAUGAAACAUGAAACUUUGUAGUUGAAGUGGAAGUUUAGGGUUUGGUUAUUGACUAGUUUUGUUUUGGUUUUCAUAUGAAACUUGUAUAUAUAAGUCACAAUUCUAUGGUAGAGUGACCCAAUCGAUCAUUACGAGAGAGAGAGAGGUUUAGCUACUGUUUGAUUUCAUUCAAGAUAGCGUAAUUAGGUAUUUCUUUGUUUUUGAACAACAAAUAGUGUGUAAUUAAGGUUAAUUAGUAAGAUUACAAUGAUGUGGCUAGGGCUACCAUGGAGCAAAAUGUAUUUCUUUUCAAUGCAACUAGAUUUGGUUUGUUUCCGCAGGUUUCUUCCUGAUUGUUUCUGUCCAUGGUGUCAUUGCUUGUGACCACACCCUCCUUUUUUUGCUCUUAAUGUGCUCAUUUUCCGUUUUAUCAAUCCAUUUACCAUCGCAUCUUUUUAUAAUGUCGCAAACCCAUUUGACGCCAAAGCACGCAAGGUUGCACCAUGGCUCCAUAACGUGCACCAUGAGCUGAAAAAGUUCGCACUGCGUGUGGUUCUGAACCACGAGCCACCGUGGUUUCCAAGAUCCACACCACAACCCUAGUGCGAUGUUGUUGGAACCACAACGAUGUGGCUAGGGCUAUAAUGAGUAGUCAUCGUGGCUAUCUACAAUACUAUUCAAGGCAGAUCCAUAUUACGAGCUAGCAAUGCAACUCCACAAACUCCACGAAAAUAACUUGGAUGGUCCAAAUAUCAUCUAAGUUGAAAUUCUUUCUUUGGAAGCGCUUGAGGUGGUAUAUUACCUACAAUGGUUGCUCUUCAAUCUCAAGGAGUAAACUUUCUUCUUCGAUGUGUGUUUUUGGAAACUUCAAAAUAGUAUUGAACAUAUGUUCUUCCAUUACUCCAUUGUCGUCAAGCUAUAGUAUUUUGUGGGGAUUGAACGAUUUGCUUUGUCUUCGGACCAACUUUGAAUUUUAGUGAGUGGUGGUGUCAUGUUAUAUGCUUAUUGACCACUUCCAAACCAAUUUUCUCCGAUGUGUACGCCAAUUUUGGAGAAUCUGAAAAUCUCGUUAUAAAGUGGUUUUGGAAUUCAUUCAACCAUUUGCCUGUUUUUUCGUCCAUCAAUUCUCUUCUCAAUUCCUCAAAGUUUCCUCUGCCAUUUAGCCCUCCCCCAGCUCCUCAUUGCAUCCCCCUUAUCUGGGUCCAACUAUAUAUGUGGGAAUGAUUGCCUCAAGAAUACAUAAAGAUUAACUUUGAUGUUGUCAUUAAAGCUGCUCGUUUGGCCUUGCUGUUCGUGGUGUGAACGAGAUUGUAUUGCUGGCUCUUGGGGUUGAAACCAGGGUAUAUCUGAUUCCUGUCUUGCGAAGUUUGUUUGCUGCUAAAAAUGUCAUUUCACUUGCGGCCUCAAGAAGUCUUGAAAGGUGAUUCCGAAGUGGUGAUCCGACAACUUAGAUAGGAGUCGUUGAUGGAUUCGAUCUGGGGGACCCUGCUUCGAAAGGGCCGUCAAUUUAUUGAGUUUUCUCCUUGUUGUAUAGUUUUUAGGGUGGUUCCACAAACUGUUGAUUGCGCUUCCUAUAUAGUGGCACAAAAAGUCUUGUUGUUGUCCUCUUAAGAGUUAGCUUCCUUUGAUUUUGUAUAAUGGCUUUAACUUUUCUCCAUUGUUAUUACUUGGAAAAAAAUAACAACAUUAUCUUUGUCACGAUGUUGUUUCUCAUGCUUUCACGUAGUUAGGGCCAUGACAUCGAUUUUGGUGGAAGAACGCUAUUGUUUGGUAUUGCGGCGUUUUUAAGUUAUGGACAAAAACAAUUAAACCAACAUUCUUCUGACCUAAUGAUUUCAUUAGUAUUUGUUUGAUUGACUUACUUACAAGCAUUUAAAUGCUCCAAACCAUCAAUGUGCUAUCCGGAACAAAGUAUUUUUAAGCGU